This is a messenger RNA of Colletotrichum orchidophilum, 717 nucleotides long. RefSeq lists its product as uncharacterized. Bases 1 to 717 code for a protein of 238 amino acids. Lineage: Eukaryota; Fungi; Ascomycota; Sordariomycetes; Glomerellales; Glomerellaceae. The record is from RefSeq and is a predicted model, not a curated record. The transcript is spliced from 2 exons.
AUGAAGACAUCCGCUACCCUCGUCCUCGCCGCUUCGGCGCUGGCCUCAACCCAAGUCACAUACAACGCAACAACAGGCCAAUACAUCUGCUCCCGCCCCAACUCAGCCUUCUGCGCAGGCGACUCCUUUGGCACAGACAUUAUCAUCCGCUGCGACGCAAACGGCCGCGGCCAACCGGGCCGCUGCACAGACAACCUCGCCGGCCAGUUCCCCCUCGGCGUCAACCCUUCCCUGUGCUGGAUGUCCCAGCCCUACUCGGGCGACGCCGCCUGCGAGAAGAACUGCGUCGUCUACGCCUCGCCCAGCCCGUUUCAGCUCCCGCCCAGCGUCUGCACCCCCUAUGCCUCCGGCACCGGCACCGGCACCGGAUAUGUCCCGAGACCCACGUACCCCAUCGGGCCCCCGCCCCGACAUACCAACGGCACGAGCACCUUCGGCCCAUCGUCUUCGGCGGUCAGACCCACUGGAACCGGUGGCAGUGGUCCCGCUCCAUCGGGCAACGGUACUGCUCCGACCAGCCGCAGCGGUGGUGGUGGUGGCAGCCGCCCCGGUAGCCCUACCACCACCCCUGGCAGCAGCCCCUCGGGCACACGGACCCCGAUCCCGCCCUCGGGCACCAUCACGAACCCUUCGUCCGUGCCCACCGGCGCCGCCGCCGUACAGAACUCCGUCGGCUCCCUCGUUGUUGCUGGCAUCAUCGCCGCCUACUUUAUCUAG